UGCCCCUCCCGGUGUCCCUCCCGGUGCCCCUCCCGGCUCGCUGUUCCAAUGGGAUCGGCGGCGGCGGCCGAGCCCUCGGCGGGGCGGGGCGGGCCGGGAGCCGCCCCCGGCGGAGCCGCGGGACCCGCGGGCAGCGGAGCGGGAUGAACGGAGAAUUGCCCAGCUGAGCUCUCCCGAGCCAGGAGCUGCCUGUGGGGAGGCACCAAAUGGUCUCUGUGAGCUGCCAGGACCUGCUGCCCUCCCUGAGCAGCCCUGCCCUGCAGUGCAGGAUGCCACCGUCCCUCCUGCCAGGACACGGCGGUGACCCGGAGGGCUCUGGCCACGUCCUGGCGAGCAGCACCGGGGGUGCCAAGGGCGAGCCCCCCAAAGCCCAGCUCAGCGAGGCUCAGCUCAGGCUGCCCGACUUCUGCCUCUCCCAGAACUUCAUCCCCACGCUGGAGGAGAUCGAGGAGUUCCUCAGGGAGAAGGCAGAGCUCCCCAGGGAUGAAGCAGGAGAUCCUCACCCCGCGGGGUGGAAUGUGGAGAGCGAAGCUGAGCGCGGCUCCGGGACACACGGAGGAGGAGGAGGAGGAGGAGGAGGAGGAGGAGGAGGAGGACAGGUCCCAAACGCUGCGGGGACAGCUGCUGGUGACCCGGCAGUUCCCGUUAUCCUGCAGCUCCAGCCUCUCCCGACGGACAGUGUCACCCCUGGGGGUGUCAGGGUGGCCCAGCUGCUGAUCAGCCUGCAGACCCCAAACCCACCCCUCCUCCCUCAGCUCCAGCCCCCCGGCACCACCCUGGACCAAAAAUACGUCCGAAUCGCCCCUCUGCCGGUGGCCCCGGGGCCGGGGGAUGCUCAGGAGGCCGAGGCAGCCCCCGGGUGCCAGCAGGGUCCCCCAUCCCUGCUCCGCAUCCACCGCUGCUCCCACCCGGGCUGCGGGAAGGUUUAUUCCAAGAGCUCCCAUCUGAAGGCUCAUUUCCGCCGGCACACGGGGGAGAAACCCUACACCUGUGGCUGGCCCGACUGCGGCUGGAGGUUCUCCCGCUCGGAUGAGCUCUCCCGCCACAAGCGCUCCCACUCCGGCCUCAAGCCCUACCAGUGCACAGCCUGUGAGAAGAAAUUUGCCCGCAGUGACCACUUGGCCAAGCACCUGAAGAUCCCGGGCCAGCCCUGCAGCCCACGGACGCUUCCAGGGGGGAGCAGGAGUUAAUUCCUGCUGCUCAUCCCUGCCAGCGAGGCCGGGAGGUGCCAGAAGCUGAGGGAGGAGGGAGAAGUGAGCCCUGAACAAACCACAGGAGAUUUGGUUGUCCCUCCUUUCACCGGUGAUGAAAUUCCCGAGCUGUUUCUGGCGCUCUUUGAAAUACAAGUGAUGGAAAUC
This is a messenger RNA of Poecile atricapillus (Black-capped chickadee), 1358 nucleotides long. RefSeq names its product Krueppel-like factor 15. The record is from RefSeq and is a predicted model, not a curated record. Gene Ontology annotation, biological process: regulation of transcription by RNA polymerase II. Gene Ontology annotation, molecular function: RNA polymerase II cis-regulatory region sequence-specific DNA binding; DNA-binding transcription factor activity, RNA polymerase II-specific. Lineage: Eukaryota; Metazoa; Chordata; Aves; Passeriformes; Paridae.